AUGAUUUCUGUUUAUCACUUUGCUGUUCUGAAAUUGCUUGUUUAUUUUUCAUUCAUGCAUGGGGCAAGAAGCUCGCCAGUGGACCUAACUCUUGGAUUCACUGAUCUUCCAUUGAACCAAUCAAACCUUGUAGUUCAGAAGCCUUAUAAUUUACCUGAAAGCGCACGUUAUAGCUUUGUUGACGGAGUGCAUAAGAUGUGGGUGUACUCUACGGACAAACCUCACUCUAUAACUAGCAAAACCCAUGCACGAACAGAAAUACGUGUUACAGGCUACGAUUAUUCCUCUGGGGUAUGGCAAUUUGAAGGGCAUGGUUUUGUGCCCAAUGGUACUACUGCCGUGUGUAUUAUGCAAGUGUUCGGGUCUGCCCCUCCAACUGCCACCACUUUUAUGCUUAGAACCUACAACGGUUCUCUUACGUAUUAUACGCAUCCAGUUUUGGUUACAGACAUAUGGGGGAGAUGGUUUAAGUUAAAUGUGAUCCAUGACGUCGAUGCCUCGGAUGUGAAGGUUUACAUUGAUGGCUUCCUGGUUUAUGAGACUCCAGGCCGUGGCGGAGUCUCCCAUUACUUCAAGUGUGGGGUUUACCAAUCGAAUGAUUCUUCCUAUUAUACGGAGUCUCGUUGGAAGGGAAUUAGAGUUCUGAAAAAAUGUUCAUGA
Gastrolobium bilobum is the source of this 660-nucleotide messenger RNA. Its product is annotated as citrate-binding protein-like. The record is from RefSeq and is a predicted model, not a curated record. The coding region runs from base 1 to 660 and encodes 219 amino acids. The transcript is spliced from 2 exons. NCBI's taxonomy places the organism in Eukaryota, Viridiplantae, Streptophyta, Magnoliopsida, Fabales, Fabaceae.